AUGGCCACAGUACUCGACGCCGCCCAGGGCGCGGAUACGGCUUUUUCUGAGAUACCAGUCAUAGACCUCUCCGCUAUACACAACGCAGAUUCAGACCCGGCCGAGCGAACAAAGGUCGUCGAUCAAGUCCGCGACGCGUGCAUCAGAGCCGGGUUCUUCUACGUGAAGAACCACGGUAUUCCGGAAGACAAGAUCACGGCUGCGUUACAUGCUAUGAAGACAUACUUCGCUCUUCCACUUGAAGAGAAGAUGAAGCUAGAUAACAAGACCACACCCAACUUCAAGGGGUAUAAUGCUGUUCUCACGAGUCACAACGAUCCAUUAAGUCAAGGCGAUAUGCACGAGGGAUUCGAGUUCGGUUACGAAGCCUUUAACGGCUCUAGUCACAGUCCUGAGAAGGAUGGUGCUAUGGCUGGCGCCAAUGUAUGGCCAGACUCUCCAGUUGGCUUCAGGGAGGCGCUGCUUGACUACUACCACGCAGCUGUAAGCCUGGGCCACUUGAUGUUUCCGCUGUUUGCGCAAGCGCUGGAACUGCCCGACAACUUCUUCAAGGCUAAGACGCUGAAUUCGGCCGCCCUCAUGCGUGUGCUUCAUUACCCCCCUCAAACCGGCCCAGUCGAUGACAGAGUCGUGGGAAUUGGUGCGCAUACAGACUGGGAGGUCUUUACCAUCUUGUGGCAAGAACCUGGCAUUCAAGCCCUGCAAGUCUUAAAUAGCGACAAGAAAUGGAUCGAAGCGCCACCAAUCCCAGGGACCUUAGUGAUCAAUUUGGGAGACCAGUUGGAAAGGUGGACGAACGGCAUCUUCAAGUCGACCGUGCAUCGUGCGAUCAACCGCAGCGGCGUGCGUCGCUACUCGAUCCCGCUCUUCUUUGGCGUGGACUACGAUGUCCGACUUGAGCCCAUCGCGAGCUGCGUCAGCGAGGAUCGGCCAUCGAAGUACGAGGUUGUGACAGCCGGUGACUACGUCAAGCAGCGCUUUGAGGCCACCUACGGUCACAAGCACGACACAAAGUCCUACUGA
Messenger RNA from Peniophora sp. CBMAI 1063, 1023 nucleotides. The record is from the annotation of a GenBank genome assembly. NCBI's taxonomy places the organism in Eukaryota, Fungi, Basidiomycota, Agaricomycetes, Russulales, Peniophoraceae.